Molecule: messenger RNA, 3565 nt
Organism: Astrephomene gubernaculifera
Lineage: Eukaryota; Viridiplantae; Chlorophyta; Chlorophyceae; Chlamydomonadales; Astrephomenaceae
Source: the annotation of a GenBank genome assembly
CCUAGCUAUGCACUUGGCGCUAGAAUUCUGCCUGCCGGGCUUGCUGUGACUUGCUGAUCAAUCUCCAUGUGGCACGGCCUAUAAUGAUGCGUUAGCCACAGUGUGGGCGCGGUCCGUCUGGCAGUGGAUGUGACAAGCAAGUACGCCACAUAUGCUCACGCAUGCCCUUUCACCAAACUUUGUAUAGAUCUGGACUAUAUAUAACAUACACUAUACCUCAAUGCUUAAAGCUCGGGAUCUUUUGUAACUUCCUAGGACUCGUUCUUGUCUUCUCCAUGUCCGCGAACAAACCGGAACCUGCACUGAAUGAUGCAUGCAAUGCUACAGCGAGUGAUGCGUGCAAGGCUACGGACAGAGGGAAAGGUACACCGUCGCUGAGUGCAGCGGAGGGAGUGGACAAUGGUACUCCAAAGACCUCCGCGGUUGCAGCCUGGGCAGCUCUUAUCUCGACCCAAUCACAGCAUCCAAGCUUGGGCCUGUGUGGAGGUCAAGCAGCCAUAUGGCACGACCCAGCCACUGGAGGACUGUCGCUGUGCCAUGGGUCAGGUCGAAGCAAACAGCUCUGCCGUCUCGAGGUGGUGAAACCCCCGGUGCCGUCUCUGGGCCCUCCCAUCGCCUUGCUGACUGCCCUCGUCCCCCACGUCCUUAACGUGGACUCCCGCUUGCUGCUGGAGGGGCAGAGUGCCGCGCUACGUAGCGGCUCCGAAAUCAAAAUCCGCCUCAGCGCCUUGCCCGGAUUCUCAUCCCCAUCCCCGCCCGGAUACCGAGCCGGGGGAUCUUCCAGCACCGGCGGCACAGUAUGCUUCCUCUUUAACCCGCUGAACCUGGCUGCUUAUGAGGAAGUAGGCGGUGCUGCAGGCGCCGCUUCGGUGGAGCCGCCGUCAGCGGUUGCUGGCACCGCCGGCGCCGACGCAACCAGCAGACUGCGGCGGUUGGAAGCCCAGGCGGCCGCCAUCCGAGCAGCGCUGGUGCGGUCAGCUCGGCAGCUGGCGGCGGAGGCGCAGGCGGAGGCGGGGGCGGCUGGUAGUGAUGCCGCCGCUUCACUGCCAUACAGUCAUGUGAAACCGUCGCGGCAUGGGCCGGGGGACCCGCGACUCGCGGCAGGCGCACUACCAUCGCCACAUGCAGAGGCGGCGGUCGCUGACACCGCACCCCUCAGCGAUGCGCCCGCCUGGCCGUCGCAUCCCCACAGGCACUCGCUUUCGCAGCCUGGCAACUCGGGCUUUGCCGGGGGGGCUGCAGCGGGUGCAAACGCGCCUCUGGGGCAGCUUGGAGGCAGCUUGGGGCGCCUUCUCUCCGCCCUUACCGCUGCAACCGCACCCAAGCAGCAUCCACAGCCCCCGCCAACGACCCAUCCACAGCUUCCACCUCGGCUACAGCAACCGCAGCAACAGCUCCCAGGUCCGCGAUUGCAUGGUCGCGGAGGGCAGGCAGGCCGGGAGCAGCCCACCGCUGCCGAUGCAGCUGCCGUCGGGGCCAAUGCGACCGGACCCGCAGGUAGCAUGUGGUCCCAACUGUCAGGCCUCUGCGAAUUACUGUCCGCCGCAGCGCCGCCGCCGCCGCCACCUCCCGUGAACGCCGCUGCGGCUGCCGGCGAGGGCGCACCGGAGCUGCAGCCGCUGAAGAUGCUGCGGGAGGUACUGGACGAGGUGCUCCUGCUGGGCCGCGGGGGUGAACCGUCUGCGGCUGGCGGGGCGGCGGCGGAAGGGCCGUCAGGAGGCACUUCAACUGCAGGUAAUGGGGGCACCCGGCCCUUGGAGGAAGCGGCAUGGUGUGAGCUUCGGCCGGAGUGGCUGCACGCGGCUGCGGGACCGAGCGGCUCCACUGCAGCGGGCGCUGCAGCCGCAGCAGCACCCGUAGCCGCACGGCCUGCGAGGGAAGCAAGCAGGAGCUCGGGCCUUGACCAUGUUCGCGGCAACCUGCACAAGCUGCAGUCCAUGAUGGCAGAGUUCGAGGCGGAACUCGCAACUGGGUUGGCGUCGUCCGUUGCUGAAGUGGACGAAGGGCGUGUGAACCGGCAAGACGCGCCUGUCCCUGCCCCUCCGCCUCCGCCUCCUCAGCCAUCAGCGCUUGCAUCAUCGUGGACGUCGGGUGAGCAGGGCUCCCUGCCGCGUCGCUUGGUGCCGGGAGCAUUCUCAUCGCCGCCACCGCGGCCGCGGCAGGUCGCACCUGCUAGCUCCGCUGCAUGGCAGCUUCCGUCGCUCUGGUCACAGCUUGGAAAGGCACACCUGCCACAACGGGAGCAGCAGCAGCAGCAGCGGAGUGAGUCAGCCGCCGCGGCUGAGCCAUCUCAGCAGGGGGUGUACGGCAAGCCACUAGGCGACUUUGCGGCGCUGGAGGCCUUGAUACGUGGGGUGUUACAGACGCCGGACGCAGCGGAGGCGAUAGAGGCGGCAUUUGGGAUGGCGGAGGCAGCGGCUGAAGUGGCGAAGAGGAAGGCUGAACUGGCGAAGACGAAGGCUGAACUGGCGGAGGCGAAGGCUGUGGCCGCAGCGGCGGCGGCGGCGGCGACGGCAGAGGCUGCAACGGCGGCGGCAGAGGCUGGGAAGGCAGGGCUGGAGCUCUUGGCCGCGGCGCCGGUGCCUGGGAAGGCGGGUGUGGCGGAUCCGUUGGUGGGUGGAGGCGUGUCGGCAGCUGUUGGCGAGGCGGGCGAAGGUGGGUCAGCUGCCAUGGCGUUUGAGUUUGACACGGCGGCGGCGGGAGAGGCGGUUGCCGCUGCAUCGCUACAGGACGGGUCUCCGGUGAUGGAGGGUGAGGGCGACGGCAUGGAGGUGGACGCGGACAAGGUGGUUUCGGAGGCUGCGCUGCUGACAGGCCCCGAGGAGCCGAGCGGUGGUGGCAGCGGCGGCGGCAGCGCCACAGCAGGUGCUGCUGCUGCAGGCGCCGCAGCUGCCUCCGCGCCUGCUGCUGCUGUUGCUGGUCAUGGGACGUCGUCGCUGCCAGCCCUUGCACCGCCAGGCCUGUCGGAAGCUGCGACCGACACCGUGGUUACGACCGGUGCUGGUGUCGGUGCUGCUGCGGGUUCUGAUCCUGAAGGGGCGGUGGCGCCAACGCCUCUGCGUGCCGGCCCGCCGCGGGAGCCACUACAGCAAAAGGAACAGAAGCAGGCCGACUCACCCCCUGUUGCUGCUGUCGCUGACCCCGUCCCGUCUCCAACGGCUGCUGCUGCCGCCCCCGCCGCGGCUGCUACGCCUAUCGCACCCCCGGCUGCGGCACCGCUGCAAAGCGAGUUGGUCGCCAAGCGGGUAGCCGCCUUCCGCUCGGAGCUCUCCUCCCCGCACGCGCUGACCCCUCCCGAGGCGCUCCCCGUCGACCUGGACAGCCUGCCGUACUACCUUGGGCAGGGAACCAAGGAGCGGCUGCUGGCCACUGCGCGGCUGCACCUGCACCACAGCCGCCUGGCGUCCUUCACCUCCGACCUGCCCUGCAUGAGCCCGCGGGUGCUGCUGGUGGGGCCGUACGGCAGCGAACUGUAUCAGCAGGCGCUGGUGUCGGCGCUGGCUGCCUCCUGCGGUGCGCAGCUGCUGGUGCUGGACAGAGCGGCGCUGGGGCUGCUGGAAGGGGC